This is a messenger RNA of Schistosoma turkestanicum, 153 nucleotides long. Lineage: Eukaryota; Metazoa; Platyhelminthes; Trematoda; Strigeidida; Schistosomatidae. The record is from the annotation of a GenBank genome assembly.
AUCGAAUAAAUGGAAUUCUCAAACAUGGAAACGAAAGCAUCGAUUCAUGUAUGUGGAACAAUCCGUUGUGUUAUUUAAUUACAAUUUUCAUUGUAGUUGCGGAUUGUGCAUGUCAAAUGGCAAGAAUUCGAUACAGUCAUUCACUACUAAGAG